UGUCUCUCCUGCAAGGGCUGCAUCGCUGUCCCUUCACUCCUGGGAUGGUCGGGAUUUGCUAGAGCUUCUCAUUAAGACAGAGAACUUGGCAGAAGACAAAAGGAUUCCUUCCAGUCUCGCAGAGGCUUCCUGAGACCACAGAUGGAUGACCGAGACUCAGCUGGCCCUGAAGCGGGAAGAGGCCAUGCCAUCCAAAGUGGGAACAGUGGGGGAUUCUGGGAAAACUCUGUGCAGAAGAUGCUGGGUGAGGAGGACACCCUCCGCUCAGAGGUGCAGAGCCAGCAGUUGAGGCAGUUCUGCUGCCUGGAGGCCAAAGGACCCCGAGAGGUUUGCAGCCGACUCUACCACUUUUGCCACCAGUGGCUGAAGCCAGAAAGGCACACAAAAGCUGAGAUGCUGGACCGGGUGAUCUUGGAGCAGUUCCUGGCUGUCCUUCCCCCAGAGAUGGAGAGCUGGGUGAGGGAAUGCGGAGCGGAGACCAGUUCCCAGGCGGUGGCCCUGGCCGAAGGUUUCCUCCUGAGUCAGGCAGAGGAGAGAAAGCAGAAACAGAGAAAGCAGGAAAAGGAUCUCUUUGCAGAAAUGGACCUGGAUUCCUGUGAGGCAGAGAGGCCUCCGUUGGACACCAGAGAGAGGCUACUGGGUGACAGAAUGAAGCCAGCAAGACCUCCUUAUUCACCUUUUCAUGGGGGCAGAAGGGAAGCAGUGGCUGUGGAACCAGAUCAGGGUCCAGUGUGCUUUGAAGAUGUCGCUGUUUGUUUCACGGACGAGGAGUGGGCGUUGCUGGAUCCUGACCAGAGAGCUCUGCAUAAGGACGUCAUGGAGGAGAAUCGUGGGAUCGUGGCCUCUCUUGGUAAGGCUCCCUGUGGGAUCGUCCUAUCUGGCUGGAAAUUCAACAAAUACCUCUGUGUGACAAACCUCAUGUCAGGAUCCUGCACUCCCUGCCCCUCGCCCCUUGUCCCUCCCUAUCCAGACAGGAACUGUGCGAGAGGGGUUGGAAUUCAGACACGUGUACGAAAUACAGAAAUCACGAAGGUAGUUCUGCCACCGCUUCUUCAUGCCAUAAGCGACCCUCGGGCGGGAGCCAAGGAGGUCCAAUCCCACCUUUACCAGGUGCACUUAGCAUUGCGUACUUUAUCGUACCACAGAAAUUCAACCGAUAAGGUUUUUCAAUUGCAAAACUCUGGCUCACUUUACUGUGGCACAGGCAGAAGUUCAAUCAAUAGGGUAGGUGACUAAGCAGCUGAGGAACUGUAAUUAGCUUCCCCUCAGCAAAGUACCAAAGACUCAAAAAACAGAAGUCCUUUCCAAGAUUUAUUGCAAAAACGAGACAGCUUAAAACAGUGCACAUUUCUUCUUCCAAAAUGACAAAAAGAACGGCUUUUCCACAGAACUCUCGAGACUUGAAAAAGAUUUGAUUGAAACAAAAAAUAAACCACUCUCUAAAAUGUACAGGCUUCUCCUUGACUGGGAGGUCAAGGAGGAAGUAAAAUCAGUAAUGGUACAAUGGGCCAGGGAUUUUGGUUAUAACAUCCAAAUGGAAUCAUGGGAGAGGCUAUGGAGGCAGCAUUUGAAAUUCACUGCAUGUUACGAUUUAAAAGAGAAUUGCACAAAAAUGGUCUACAGGUGGUACUUAACAGCUGUAAAACUGGCCCAAAUGUAUAAAUCUAGGUCAAACAUUUGUUGGAAAUGUAGGAAUGCGCAGGGCACCAUGAUCCACAUGUGGUGGAACUGCAAAAAUAUCAGGGAAUUUUG
Molecule: messenger RNA, 1752 nt
Organism: Zootoca vivipara (common lizard)
Lineage: Eukaryota; Metazoa; Chordata; Lepidosauria; Squamata; Lacertidae
Biological process (GO): regulation of transcription by RNA polymerase II
Cellular component (GO): nucleus
Molecular function (GO): DNA-binding transcription factor activity, RNA polymerase II-specific
Source: RefSeq, a predicted model, not a curated record